AUGCAAACUGCUUCUACAAACAUUUGUGAAAGACUGUACAAUAAGUCCAUCUGUGAAAUUUCCUUGCUACUAAAUAUUCCACAGUCAACCGUUAGUAGUAUUAUAACAAAGUGGAAGCAACUGGGAACAACAGCAACUCAGCCACGAAGUGGUAGGCCACGUAUAAUGACAGAGCAGGGUCAGCGCAGGCUGAAGUGCACAGUGCGCAGAAGUUGCCAACUGUCUGCAGAGUCAAUAUCUAAAGACCUACAAACUUCAUGAGGCCUUCAGAUUAGCACAACAGUGUUUCCAUGGCUGAGCAGCUGCAUUCAAGCUUUACAUCACCAAGUACAAUGCAAAGUGUCAGAUGCAGUGGUGUAAAGCACACUGCCACUGGACUCUAGAGCAGUGGAGAUGUGUACUCUGG
Messenger RNA from Staurois parvus, 406 nucleotides. The record is from the annotation of a GenBank genome assembly. Lineage: Eukaryota; Metazoa; Chordata; Amphibia; Anura; Ranidae.